CCCGCAUGAGGGUCACGUCAGAGAUUCCGCGCCAAAAUUGACUGACCACCAGACAGUAACAUCAACAACACACGGGUUGAUUACAGACUUACAGAAACAGACAGUGGAAGGUCACCAUGGAUCUCGGUGAGUUUGAAGCAGACAACUCGGUGAGCUGUCGCCUGGCUUCAGCAAUACCCGACGCCUGCAAGACAGAAGACUGCUGUUUGGGUAUCGAUGAAGCCGGCAGGGGCCCUGUACUGGGACCCAUGGUCUACGGAAUAUGUUUCUGUCCCGUCGCCAAAAAGGAAGCUCUGAAGAACUUAAAAGUGGCAGACUCGAAGACAUUGACAGAGGCACAGAGAGAGGAUCUAUUCAGCAAGCUGGACGAGGCCAAGAGCUUUGUAGGCUGGGCUCUUCAGAUUCUCUCACCCAACACUAUUUCUACCAGCAUGCUGCAGAGGUCAAAAUACAACCUGAAUGCUCUCUCUCAUGACGCAGCCAUUGGCCUGGUACAGUUCGCCCUGGACAGUGGAGUACAGCUCAAAGAGGUGUUUGUGGACACGGUGGGUCCUGCAGAGAAGUACCAGGAGAAGCUGUCCCAGCGGUUCCCCGGGGUGGAAGUGACCGUACGACCCAAAGCUGACUCCCUCUUCCCCAUAGUCAGUGCUGCCAGUAUCUGUGCCAAGGUGGCCAGGGACCAUUCAGUAAAAGACUGGAACUUUCCAGAAGACCUAGGACAGGUGGAUGCAGACUACGGCUCCGGCUACCCCAGCGACCCGAAGACGAAGGCGUGGCUGUUGAAAGAGCUUGACCCGGUGUUUGGCUACCCUCAGUUUGUCAGAUUCAGCUGGAGCACCACACAGACCCUGCUGGACAGCAAGGCUGUCACCGUACACUGGGAUGAUGAUGAGGAGGAUGGGGAGAAGGCUGCAGCCCGUCAGAACAACACCUCCAUGCUCUCCUACUUCAAGGCAGGUUCCAAGACCUCCGCCCAGCAGAGCAACACACACCAGACACACCGCUUCUUCACAGAGAGGAGACUGCAGAGCCUGGCCACACUCUGAGACAAGGAGAGGAAUACACACACCCACUGAGACAUGGUGCACAACACACACACACAUUCUGUUUAAAGUCUCUGUCCACUGUUUCCAGAUGUAUAUGAAAUGUGACCUAUACUUAAUUACAAUAUUACUGAAAUAGUGUUCCUUCUAAAAAAUUGGGUAUCAAGUGUGUUAAAAAGCAGCUUUUCUGUGUUGGAAUGGUGUGGGUGUACCCCAACAGCAGAAGGGUGUGGUUGUAUACUGGUCAUUAAAAAUAUUCAUGCGAGUAGACCGCCUACUUGCCAGCUCCUCCUCAGGAGGCGGGCUUUUCUGUGGGGUUUUUUCUCUCCAAUUUAUUAUUUGGCCACAAAUACGAGUAUAGGACGAGUCAACAACAUUAUUUGAGUAUGAGUCAACAGAAUAUUAACUUUCAAAAAAGUGACAUUUUCACUGGACAGUUACUUAAAGAUAUGUAGAGGAGCACACACAUACUUCACUGCAGAUGUAGAAUACAAACGUUUUUUAAGGCUGUGCGUAUGACCACAAACCUUUCUAUAGACGGUUUGCUGUGAAGACCACUGACUGAAGGAUCGAUUGAAAUGCACUUGGAGCCCAACUUCAUGAACUUUGUUGUCACUUGAAUAAUACUUUAAUGUGAAAUAAAUUGAAAAAAUAUUGUUUCUAAA
Salvelinus namaycush (lake trout) is the source of this 1708-nucleotide messenger RNA. RefSeq names its product ribonuclease H2, subunit A (gene rnaseh2a). Bases 117 to 1046 code for a protein of 309 amino acids. Gene Ontology annotation, cellular component: ribonuclease H2 complex. NCBI's taxonomy places the organism in Eukaryota, Metazoa, Chordata, Actinopteri, Salmoniformes, Salmonidae. The record is from RefSeq and is a predicted model, not a curated record. Gene Ontology annotation, molecular function: RNA binding; RNA-DNA hybrid ribonuclease activity. Gene Ontology annotation, biological process: DNA replication, removal of RNA primer; mismatch repair. The transcript is spliced from 9 exons.